CGCCUCACUUCCCUGUUACCCCGCAAGGCAAGGCGAGAUGCGUUGAGUGACGAUCGACGCCUCGCACAACUUCCCAAUGAGCCUUGUCCACUAUGCCCAGAUCUCUAUUGCCGGCGGCUACGAGCUAGCUGGACCCUUGAAAUAUGGGGCCUUCGAAGACAUGUUGUCACUUUCUCCUCAACAGCCAAUCGUCACCACAUCGCACAGUCUAAUCCUUGAACAAGAGCAGGUCCUCUUGAAGCCCAAUUCCGUCCACCGUAGAAUUCCGACCUUCUUCGCUCCCUUGACAGUCUAGCGCCGGUCGCCAAACGCAGUGAGAGUAUCACCGAAGUUGUUCACCGCCAUUCUCUGAGCCAUCUUACUACCCUUGACGCACCAUCUCCCUCCCUCGUCUCGCAGUCAUGCAACUCCCCCUUCUCGCCACCCUCGUCGCCACGCUGGCCUCACUGGGCUCGUCUGCUCCUCUCAACGAGCGUACGGACCUGCAAGUGCUCGGUGAACGCAUCGUCUACAAUCCGCACAUCACCAGCCCGACCAAGUCUUCCGUCUGGAAGGUUGGCAGCAAGCAGACGGUCACUUGGUCGACCAAGGGGAUCCCGGCUUCGCUGAAGAAUGCUACUUCGACUCUGUACUUGGGGUACAAGGAUGCGGGCAGCCCCAAUGAGCACCUCGACGUGACACUGGCGGAUGGCUUCCCGCUCAUGGCACACAAGAUCGACUUUACGGUUCCUAAGGGCUUGAAAGAGAGGAAGAAUUAUAUCGUCGUGCUGCUCGGCGACAGUGGAAAUGCUUCGCCCAAGUUUACGAUCAAGAAGUGAGGUGGCAAAACCAGCACGAGGAGGAGUGGCCGAUGCCUCAGAAACCCACUGGGCAGGGCGAUGCAUGAGCAUCGGAUCUUGUUG
Messenger RNA from Jaminaea rosea, 902 nucleotides. RefSeq lists its product as hypothetical. Lineage: Eukaryota; Fungi; Basidiomycota; Exobasidiomycetes; Microstromatales. Bases 402 to 818 code for a protein of 138 amino acids. The transcript has a single exon. The record is from RefSeq and is a predicted model, not a curated record.